ACCAGCUCUGUUCGUCGACAUUUAGCAUGGCCUUUGGGGUCUGGAUUGACAAUGAUAGCGCAUUUAUAUGCCUAUUUCAAGUCUUCCAUGCUCAAAUCCGCAAUGGGCUGUCACGUCAAAGUCACGGGCAAUGCAAGGCACCUAGAAUGGGCGCGAGGAUUUCUCGCGUGCAAAAUGGGCGGUGGAGAUGCGACAAGGAUGUAAUGAAAGCUAUGCGGUCUGUCAUAGUCCAUGGUAUGAAUCCAACGGCCCAGAAUCAACGCCUGCUUCCAGGAUUCGGGCUUGAUCGUGUGGCUUUUGGCGCAAUGCAACUCGCAUGUUAGUCAGAAGUGACGGGAUGGUUCUUUUGUCUGUUGCCGAAGGGAUAGGCAAAAGGUUCGACCCCGGCAUAGUGAACGAUAUGGGGAUGUGCUUAAGGCGGAAGUGUGGGAAGACCGGGAUAGGUGCAGAGGCGGUGAACAGCCUGGGGAUGCUGAAAUAGAGGAUCGGCGGGGUUCCCAGCCAUGAAGCGUCUUGGUCUGGGCGCCCUCUCGUGCCAGAGCAGCUCGAGCUUCAAUCCGGUCUCAGAGGACAGCUUGGCUGUCAAACACGACCGGCGCCGCUCGCUGGUGCUGCACCAGGACGAGCAGCGGGACGAUUCGGGGGACGAGAGCGAUCCGGAGGACUCGGAGGUGCCCUGGACGUGCACCGUCAAGGUGCGCCGCAUCGGGCCGCAUCUUGGCCCCCGUGUGCCAGGUCCUCGAGAACCGAGCGGCGAGAACGCCGAAAUCUUGCGUGUCAAGUUUGGGACACUUUCGCCGAUACCAAAGCACUCCAAGUUCGUCGCCGUGCUCAAGGUGCCGUUCCCGAUGCCCGAUAUCGAUGUGGAGCAUCUGACUGUGCGGAAGCGGGAGUCGGGUACGGGACGUUCAGCACCACUUUGAAACCUGCAGAUCGUCCGGUGCUGACAGUGCAACACACAAAGAGUGGUCUGCAGCACCGAUCUCUGCCUCGUCGUUGGCGAAAACUUGGGGCUGUCGACCAGUCAGUCGACAAACUCAGUCGCGAAGAAGAUCGAGGGAGACUCAGGGCUGAUAACCAGUGAGGGCCUUGGUGUGCGAUGAUAACCAGGUACCCCGGAGACCGUAUAUUACAUACGUGAUUGAACGCGUCAGAUUACCGAGGCAUUUCCAGCGCGGUGAGAGUGACGCGCUUCGUUAUGGAUAGCGCAUAAUCUUUCGGGGAGAUGAGUGACUAUUACGGUGAGUACUGUCUGUCUAUACGACAUCGCGUUCGGUCAUACAGAAGCCUCCUCGACACCAUCGCGCUCAAUGUUCACA
Mycena citricolor is the source of this 1319-nucleotide messenger RNA. The record is from the annotation of a GenBank genome assembly. NCBI's taxonomy places the organism in Eukaryota, Fungi, Basidiomycota, Agaricomycetes, Agaricales, Mycenaceae.